CAAUUUGACAAUUUUCAUCAAAUAUCAAUUUCUGUUUACUAAUACGACACGUUGUUUGCCAAUAAAGUAAAUCGUUUCUUGUUUUAAUAUAUUGUUAAGUGCCUUAAUUACAAUGAAAUUUUCUACGACUAAUGCAAAAUGUUCCUCCUAUUGUGGGAAGCAUGUAAUCUAUAUCGGAACCCACACCGGAUCAUUCAAAAAACUGCAACCAUUCGAAAAUGAUCCAUAUAGCCAAGUAAACUUCCAACAGAUCGAGGUACUGGAUAAAUCGUCUAAAGUUACUUGUAUGGAAUUUGGAAAUGAUAAACAUUCUGAAAUAUUGCUCGGUAGAGCAAACCACUUUGUAAAGGUAUUCGACUGCAUCAACGAGGAGAAUACAUCAUGUUUUGAGGUUGGUGAUGGAUCAGUCGUAGGUUUGGGCCGAUCUAAUGGAUGCAUUAUUGCUGGCACGGACCAGGGCACCAUUACAAUCAAUAAGUAUCCAGAUACGGUUAAAUUUUCUGCUGGAGAAAAUCUAUCCAAGCUGCGAAUUUGUCAAGAAGAUCAGAAUCUUAUGGUUACUGGUGGUAAAAAUCUAAAGCAGAUUAUAAAAGUUUGGGAUUUGGAGGCCCAAAAAGUCACAUUCACAGCAAAAAAUGUUAAGAAGGAUAUGCUAGAUUUGGAGCAGCCCGUUUGGGAAAAUGAUGUUCUGUUUAUAGAUAAGAAUACUAUAGCUUCUUGCUCACGAUAUGGCUAUGUGCGCGUUUACGAUCUUCGAGGACCGCAACGUCGUCCGGUUCAAGGAUACACGCCACCUGACGAACAAUUAUCCUUCACCUGUUUAGCGAAACAUGAUAAGUAUCUGUACGCUGGUACCACCACAGAAGGAACACGUGCAUUUGAUAGCAGGAAAAUGAAAAAUCAUAUUCAUGUCUAUAAGGGAUUUACUGGCACAGUAACAAGCUUAGCAGUCGAGUCCUCCGGAAAUUACCUCUUCUCGGCAAGUUUGGAUAGAUAUAUUCGCGUACAUAACAUCAACAAGACAGCCAUGGUGUACCAGUGCUACGUAAAAUCGAAGCCCACACAAAUUUUGUGUACCGACUAUAAUGAGAAAUCCGCAGAUAAAGAGGAGGACGAUGAUCUUGUGUUUGUUGGACAGAUCGAAAAUGAUGUAGAUUCCGAGUAUGAAGACAUGUUUGCCAAAAUGCAAACCGUGAAUUCAUUUUCAGAGAUAAAGCACCGAAACGCAAAUUUAAAGAUGAGCAGGAUGGUGGCGACAAAACUAAAUCAGCGAAAAGGAAAACCAAGAAAGUUAAAUAAAUAAUGAUUAUAAAUAAAA
This is a messenger RNA of Toxorhynchites rutilus septentrionalis, 1318 nucleotides long. RefSeq names its product WD repeat-containing protein 74. The coding region runs from base 113 to 1303 and encodes 396 amino acids. Gene Ontology annotation, molecular function: protein binding. The transcript is spliced from 4 exons. The record is from RefSeq and is a predicted model, not a curated record. Gene Ontology annotation, cellular component: nucleolus; preribosome, large subunit precursor. Gene Ontology annotation, biological process: ribosomal large subunit biogenesis. NCBI's taxonomy places the organism in Eukaryota, Metazoa, Arthropoda, Insecta, Diptera, Culicidae.